AUGCCGGACGUAAUCCUCGUCACGGGAGCCACAGGAAAGCAAGGCGGAGGGUUAAUUGACGUAUUGGUCCGUCAAAAUGCCGAUGUCGAGAUCCUCGCUGUCACCCGGGAUGUAUCCUCCCCCAGAGCCCAGAAGCUGAAAGCAAAGCAUCCCCGCGUGGUCCUCAUCCAGGGGGAUCUAGACCAACCCGACAACAUCUUCACCAAUGCCAAGAAAGCAACAGCUCUGCCCAUCUGGGGUGUCUUCAGCGUCCAGGUUCGAGGCUCAGGUGGUUCAAAUCGAGACGACGUCGAAGAGCGACAAGGCAUGGGGCUGGUGGACGUUGCUCUCAAGAAUAACAUCCAGUUCUUCGUGUACAGCUCCGUCGAUCGUGGCGGCGACGCUUCCUUCAAUAAUCCCACUAUAGUCCCCCAAUUCACCAGCAAACACCGAAUCGAGCAUCACCUGGUUGAGAAAUGCCAAGGAUCGGAAAUGGCAUGGGCGAUCCUUCGCUCCGUCUACUUCAUGGAAAACAUCAACCCCAGCAUGACCGGGAAGACGCUUACGACCUCGUGGAAGACGGUGGUCAAGGAUAGGCCUCUACAACUACUUUCGGUGACGGAUAUCGGAUUCUUCGCAGCGCAGGCUUUUACAGCGCCAGCCCAAUGGCGAUACAAAUCAAUCUCGCUGGCAGGGGACCAGCUCACGUUCAACGAGAUGGCAAAAGUCUUCAAGGAUAAGAAGAACCGUAAUCCUCCGAUGACGUUUGACUAUGUGAGUUCACUCUAUCUGUGGUGGGUCAAAGAUCAUGCGAGCAUGUUCCGCUGGUGCCGUGAAUCGGGAUUUCGAGCAGAUAUCCCAGCUGCACGGACGUUGUAUCCUAGUUUGAAGAGCUUUGCAGCUUGGCUGGAGAGUGACAGCGGGUCUGUGGGCUGA
Messenger RNA from Penicillium chermesinum, 915 nucleotides. RefSeq names its product NmrA-like family protein. The transcript is spliced from 2 exons. The record is from RefSeq and is a predicted model, not a curated record. Lineage: Eukaryota; Fungi; Ascomycota; Eurotiomycetes; Eurotiales; Aspergillaceae. The coding region runs from base 1 to 915 and encodes 304 amino acids.